UCCGCUAAGUUAUGCGUCUCAGAACGUGACUUCCGGUCCUCACUCCUUUCUCUGAGCUUCUAUCGACUGUGUGACCCGCGUGUUUACACACUCCCAGAUGAAGGAGUCGAUAAUGAACCAGGAGAAGCUCGCCAAACUGCAGGCGCAGGUCCGCAUAGGCGGCAAGGGGUCAGCGCGUAGAAAGAAGAAGGUGGUGCACAGAACAGCAACAGCAGAUGACAAGAAGCUGCAGUUCUCCCUCAAAAAACUGGGAGUCAACAACAUCUCUGGCAUUGAAGAGGUGAAUAUGUUCACAAACCAGGGGACAGUGAUCCACUUCAAUAACCCCAAAGUGCAGGCUUCACUGGCUGCCAACACUUUCACCAUCACAGGGCACGCUGAGAACAAGCAGCUCACAGAGAUGCUCCCAGGAAUCCUGAACCAGCUAGGAGCCGACAGCCUUACCAGUCUCAGGAGAUUAGCAGAGACCCUGCCCAAAUCAGCUGGAGAUAUCAAUGCCCCCAUGGUUGCUGCUGAAGAGGAGGAGGAGGAGGAUGAUGAUGUUCCAGAUCUUGUUGAAAACUUUGACGAGGCUUCAAAGGACGAGGCAAACUGAAAAAACACCAGCACACAUUUCUAGGCCCCUUGGGAUUCACCUUACUUUGACACAGUGACAUUUUGUAAUUUUUCAUGUGUAACUGCUCUGUGGCUACAAACAAAAGUCGCUUUUUAAUUGUAACCAGGACAAUUGGGCUUAAACAAGUACAACUCACUGUGGCAUCUGUUACUUUUGUUUUUGCCUUUUUUUGCAGUACAUAUGAAAGUAUUUAAUUCAGGUGAAUGUGCAAACCUUUCUCUUUCACGUGCUGCCUUUCCUGCAUGGUGAUGCCCACACAUUAACAAUGUAUUGGUUGAAUCAUGUAAUAAAAAGGACAUUUAAAUUUA
This is a messenger RNA of Eleginops maclovinus (Patagonian blennie), 924 nucleotides long. Its product is annotated as transcription factor BTF3-like. NCBI's taxonomy places the organism in Eukaryota, Metazoa, Chordata, Actinopteri, Perciformes, Eleginopidae. Bases 98 to 595 code for a protein of 165 amino acids. The record is from RefSeq and is a predicted model, not a curated record. Gene Ontology annotation, cellular component: nascent polypeptide-associated complex; cytosol. The transcript is spliced from 6 exons.